AUGUGGGAAGACGUCACUGCUAAAUGUCUUUACACGUAUACUACACAAUAUAUAGAUACAAAUAAAAUUAAUGAAAAUAUAGGUGGAUAUUUUCCUCAGAUUUAUGAGCCAACAGUUUUUGAAAAUUAUGUACACGAUGUAUUUAUUGAUGGUCAGCAAAUAGAAUUAAGUUUAUGGGAUACAGCGGGUCAGGAGGAGUUUGAUCGUUUACGGUCAUUGUCAUAUGCCGAUACACAUGUUAUUAUGAUAUGUUUUUCAGUAGAUUCUCGUGGAUCGCUUGAAAAUGUACAAUCCAAAUGGGUAGCUGAGAUUGCAAGCCAUUGUGAAGGUGUUAAGCUUGUUCUUGUUGCACUUAAAUGUGAUUUGCGAGAGCUCGAGGAUGAAAUUACGCCGUAUAAUAAUUGUAACAUGAACGGUCAACACCGGUAUAUUCAAUAUGAAGAAGGCCUUUCUGUUGCAAAAUUUAUCCGUGCCGUUCGUUAUUUGGAAUGCAGCGCAAAACACAAUCGAGGCAUGUUUCCACAGUCUUCGAUUAUAGUUAAGUCUAAUAUUUGUCUAGGAGUUAACGAAGCAUUUACAGAGGCUGCCCGUGUAGCGAUCGCCGCUAAACCUAAAGGUACACCUGUAGAUGAUCGUCCUUUCCGUCAAAAAAGUUGUCUCCUUAUGUGA
This is a messenger RNA of Pneumocystis jirovecii RU7, 669 nucleotides long. Its product is annotated as GTP-binding protein Rho3. Gene Ontology annotation, molecular function: GTP binding; GTPase activity. The transcript is spliced from 3 exons. The record is from RefSeq and is a predicted model, not a curated record. Lineage: Eukaryota; Fungi; Ascomycota; Pneumocystomycetes; Pneumocystales; Pneumocystaceae. Gene Ontology annotation, biological process: small GTPase-mediated signal transduction. Bases 1 to 669 code for a protein of 222 amino acids.